GCUACCGCAGCUAUUGUGCGUCGCGCUGUUGCCCUCCUCUUCCCGUUCGGGCGUCUUAGGAGGAAGGCUACGUUUCAUUGUCGCCCGGCUUAACACCUCUGGCGCUUAGCAGGACAACAGGCCGCUCCCUCGGACCAGGAAGAACUUUAGGAGACGGCAGAUUCUGGUAAAGAGACCCUAGGGUGCAAGUAAGAUACAGUUUAAGGAACCUGAGUACCCUGCUUCGGUACAUGGGCUUUGCCCGGGAAGGGCGGAGGCGCUGGCUUUAAGAAGGGGGAGGGGACAGUGCACUCCGGGUUACCCGCGGAGCUCGGCAAAGGAAAUUUUCUGCUGGCUCGGCAGCUGGGAGCAAGGAGAGGCACCUCCCACCCUCAGUGCUCACCCCCGCCUACACCCUGGGCGGGCCGAAGUGUCACGUUUGCAGUUGCUCGGGAAGGAUCAGGCCGCUCUCUGGAGAAGAGACGAGUUGGUUUCUGCUGCCUGUCAGGGGAGCGAUGACUAGGGGGCAUGUUGCUUGUUAAGCAGCACCCCGCCGGGCUCCAACUGCGUUAGUUAGCUCUCCCCGUCACCUGAAGCAAUCGCCGGGCCGCCUGUUUCCGGUACAGACCAGCCAGCUGUCCCCAGGAAUCUCUUCUGAACAGAACCAUGGGGCAUCCCCCGCUGGAGUUCAGCGACUGCUACCUGGACAGUCCUGAUUUCCGCGAGAGGCUCAAGUGUUAUGAGCAGGAACUGGAGAGGACCAAUAAAUUCAUCAAAGAUGUGAUCAAAGACGGCAACGCGCUUAUCAGCGCAAUGAGAAAUUAUUCCUCUGCUGUUCAGAAAUUUUCUCAGACAUUGCAGUCCUUUCAGUUUGAUUUCAUUGGAGAUACUCUGACUGAUGACGAGAUUAACAUUGCUGAAUCCUUCAAAGAAUUUGCUGAAUUGCUCAACGAAGUAGAAAACGAGAGGAUGAUGAUGGUACACAAUGCUAGUGAUUUGCUGAUCAAACCCCUGGAAAAUUUCCGGAAGGAACAAAUAGGCUUCACAAAGGAGAGGAAAAAGAAAUUUGAAAAGGAUGGAGAGAGGUUUUACUCCUUGCUGGAUCGGCACUUACAUCUGUCUUCCAAAAAGAAAGAAUCUCAGUUACAAGAGGCAGACCUCCAGGUGGACAAGGAGAGGCGCAAUUUCUUUGAGUCAUCCCUUGAUUAUGUUUAUCAAAUCCAGGAAGUUCAAGAGUCUAAGAAGUUCAAUAUUGUGGAGCCAGUCUUGGCCUUUCUUCAUAGCCUCUUCAUUUCCAACAGCUUGACUGUGGAACUAACACAGGAUUUCCUCCCAUAUAAACAACAGCUUCAGCUCAGUUUACAGAAUACAAGAAAUCAUUUCUCCAGUACCCGAGAAGAGAUGGAAGAACUUAAGAAAAGGAUGAAAGAAGCUCCACAGACAUGCAAACUUCCAGGACAGCCAACCAUCGAAGGCUAUCUCUAUACACAAGAGAAAUGGGCUUUGGGAAUAUCCUGGGUGAAAUACUACUGCCAAUAUGAGAAAGAGACCAAAACACUCACUAUGACGCCUAUGGAUCAGAAGCCAGGUGCUAAGCAGCAGGGGCCCUUGGACUUAACGCUGAAGUACUGUGUGAGAAGGAAGACAGAGUCUAUCGAUAAGAGAUUCUGUUUCGAUAUAGAAACAAAUGAAAGACCAGGAACCAUCACUCUGCAAGCUCUUUCAGAAGCUAACAGAAGACUAUGGAUGGAGGCUAUGGAUGGGAAAGAACCUAUCUACCACAGCCCUAUAACAAAACAGGAAGAAAUGGAACUGAAUGAAGUGGGGUUCAAGUUUGUUAGGAAGUGCAUCAAUGUAAUUGAGACCAAAGGAAUCAAGACAGAGGGAUUGUACCGUACCGUGGGCAGCAAUAUUCAGGUUCAGAAGCUGCUGAAUGCCUUUUUUGGUCCAAGCAGUUCAGGCGACCAGGUGCUUCGUGACUGCAGUUUCCCCAGGUGGGGAGUGCAUCUUAUCACCUCCCCGGUCCCAGCUGCUCGGUUUCCUGGGUGUCAGCAGGUGCCCCUGUCUCAGGUGUGCCGUGUGUCUCUCCUGGGGAGUGAGCUCUGGCUGCAACCCUCCCAGCGGAUGUCAACCAUCCGGAAUCCCAGGAAGUCUUGGUUAGGCAGUGGGAGCCUCCUUGCAGUUUGGUAG
Molecule: messenger RNA, 2169 nt
Organism: Odocoileus virginianus texanus
Lineage: Eukaryota; Metazoa; Chordata; Mammalia; Artiodactyla; Cervidae
Source: RefSeq, a predicted model, not a curated record